Messenger RNA from Amphibalanus amphitrite, 6441 nucleotides. RefSeq names its product neural-cadherin-like. NCBI's taxonomy places the organism in Eukaryota, Metazoa, Arthropoda, Thecostraca, Balanomorpha, Balanidae. Gene Ontology annotation, biological process: homophilic cell-cell adhesion. Gene Ontology annotation, cellular component: plasma membrane. The transcript has 33 exons. The record is from RefSeq and is a predicted model, not a curated record. Bases 279 to 5366 code for a protein of 1695 amino acids. Gene Ontology annotation, molecular function: calcium ion binding.
GACCGGUGUGGAGCGCGGCAGUCGGCGGCCGGCCGUGCGCGUGGUGGGGGUGAGUCUAGUCGUGCCGAACUCUGAUCCACAACCACGUGUGUCUUUCGCCCGCGGACUGUGGCGUAUGAUCCCUGCGGCUGCGGUACUGCGGUACGAACGGCUGUGAGAGCGGGUCACGGCGCGGGCCGUGUUCGGCAGUUUGACAGCUGGUGCGCCGGACUGGGACCGUCACAUUGCCAGUGUGCCCGCCGGUGGUCGGACUGACCGAAAACCCUGUGGGAGGACUGAUGGGGCGGCGGGCGGCGGCCCUGUCAGGGAGCUGCCUGUGGAUCCUGAUCGUACUGCUGCUGGCGGCGGACCACGCUCGAGGUGGCGAUGCUCGGAGGCGGCGGCGAAGGAAUGAAAACAUCCCGAGCUUCGAGCAGAAGCUCUACACCAUCCGAAGCGUCACCGGUGACACGAAGAACAACACCUUCCUGAUCCGGGUGGCAGCACCCGGCGCGAACAACGUCCGCUUCAGUCUGGACAACCCGCGCCUGUUCCGUAUCGACAGCAACGGCAACAUCUUCAGCAACGCCAACGGCCACCGGCUGGUGGCCAGCGGCGGGCUCAACUUCACCGUGUUCGCCGUCAACCCUGACCACUCCCAUCGUGUAGCCUCUGCCACGGUGGUUGUGGCCGGCAACCAGCCUCCCCAGUUCUCCGACCAGCGCUACCAGGCCAACGUCUACGAAAACGCCGGCACCGGGUCGCUGGUGAGCGCCGUGGUGGCCCAGGAUCCCGACACGGAUCCCAUCAGCUACUUCAUCCGCGCCCCUGGCAGCACGCAGGACGCAGAAGUCUACAAAAUGUUCAGCAUCAACCGUCAGACGGGCGUGAUCCGUCUGGUGGGGCCGGCCAGCCCGCUGGCGCAGCACUCGGAGGAGAACUUCACGUUCACAGUGGUGGCCCGCGAUACGCACAAUCUCAACGACACCGCUACCGUGCACGUGCACGUCAUAGAUGUGAACAACAACCGGCCUGUGUUUCCACUGUGCGCCCAGUACCGUCCCGAAGUCGAGGAGAACAAGGGAGUUGGCACUGCCGUUCUCAGGCUGGAGGCCACGGACGCGGACAAGGGCCAGAACGCCGAGCUGGUCUACUCGCUGGUCAACAGUCCCAGCUCGCCAGAGUCGUUUUUCGCCAUCGACCCCGUCUCCGGACAGCUGACAACGGUCAAGGUGUUCAACCGCGACGAGCCGGACCAUGAAAAGGAGCUGCGUGUCAUUGUCAAGGCCAACGACAAGGGCGUGCCCUCGCUGGAGGGAACCUGCGCCUUCGUCGUCAACGUGCUCGAUGUCAACGACAACGCUCCCAUGUUCGACAAAUCGAACUACCAGGAGACUAUAGCCAAGGACACGGACCCGGAGUCGGUGGUGCUGCGCAUCUCGGCCACGGACGCGGACAGUGACGCCAACGGAGCCAUCGAGUACUUUCUCAACGCCAGCCACCCGACGGACGCCAGCUACUUCAGCAUCGAGCCACGCACCGGCGUCAUCACUCUGGCCCAGCCGCUCACCCAGAUCGCGAUUGACUACGAGUUCCAGCUGCGGGCGAUCGCUCGGGACAGGGGCACCGUGCCGCGGUCAGCGUCAGCGCCCGUCAUCAUCACCGUCAAGGACUCGAACACGCGUCCCCCGACGUUUACCGUGCUGCCUAACGACACCUACUACCUGCCGGAGAACUACCGAGACACCGAGACGCCGAUCGCCCGACUCCGCGCAGUGUCCAGCUCACCCACCAACCCCAACGUCUACUACGACAUCGUGCAUGGCUCCCAGGAGCAGGCCAACAAGUUCCGGACGUUCGUCAUCGAUGACGACGGCGCCGGCGGGGCCAUCAUCAAGUACGGCGGCAGCCGUCCGCUCGACUACGAGAAGAUCAAAGAGUACACGCUGACCGUGCGCGCAAUGACGGAGCAGCAGACGGGCGCCGAGGUGACGUUCCGGGUGGCGCUGGAGGACCGUAACGACGAGGUACCCAUUUUCUACGACACGGACCGGGUGACGGUGACGGAGAACUCGCCGCCGGGCACCUACGUCACCGUCACCACGGCCGUCGACGCCGACGGAACGCCGCCCAACAACAAGGUGUUCUACAGCUUCGCUCCGGGCUCGGAGGAGGACCGCAUGUUCAGCAUCGACUCCAUCACCGGCAAGAUCUCGACUCGGAUCCGGUUCGACCGCGAGGACCGCUCCCGGGACUCACCGUUCUACACCAUCGUGGUCAUCGCCAAGGAUGGAGCGCCCUCGGACAUCCGGCAGACCUCCGAGCCCAACCAGGCCAAACAGCGGGUGACGAUCGAAAUCGGCGACGAGAACGACAACGGCCCGUACUUCGACACCAAUGGCAUCUACCGCGCCUCGGUCGACGAGAACGCCGAUGUCGGCGCCAAAGUGAUUGACGUCACCGCCAAGGAUAUCGACGACGACUCGCGAAUCAAAUACCAGAUCACCGCCGGCAAUUAUGGGGCCGUGUUCGACAUUGACCCAGACACCGGCACCGUCAAGGUCAAAAACAAACUCGACUACGAGAACGUGAGAAACUACUCCAUCACCGUGACGGCGUCUGACGGCAAGUUCGAGGCCACCCAGACGGUGCUGAUCGAGGUAAUGAACGUUAACGAUGUGGCGCCCGUGUUCGAUCAGCCCGGCUACGAGCUGCAGCUGCGCGAGGGCUACAUCUCGCCAGAGCCCAUUAUCAAGGUGACGGCGAUCGACCCCGACCCGGUGGGCAGAGCGGCCAUCGUCUACAAGCUCUCUGGGCCGGGAAUUUACCCGAACCGGCCGGAGGAUGACGUGUUCAGUAUCAACAGUCGCGGCGAGGUGGUCGUCCUCAAGGCCCUGGACCGGGACGAGGGCACCGGUGGCCGGGAGGUCUGGGACCUCUCCGUUCUCGCCUGGGAUGAUGACGGAAACGGCCUGGGCUCGUCGGUACCGUUUAAACUGACGCUCACCGAUAUCAACGACAAUGCGCCUUACCUGAUCCAGAGUAACUCUACCCCGCCGGUAAUCAUGGAGAACAAAUCGCCCGAGGGCGUGGUCAUCCCGGUGGAGGCGGAGGACUUUGACGACCAGACUCGGAACGGGCCGCCCUACUCGUUCCUCCUGGAUCCGGCGGCUCCGGCCGAGCUGCGGCGCCAGUUCUCCGUCACCACUGUCGCGAACCGUGCCGAGAUCCGCCCUCUGGUGAAGUUUGACCGCGAGAAGCAGAAGCAGUACGCCAUCCCCGUGGUGGUGAGCGACAACGAGCUGGCCGACCCGCGCGCCCUGACCGGCACCAGCCUCUUCACGGUUAUCAUCGGCGACGAGAACGACAAUGACAUGAGGCCCGGCUCGAGCGCCAUCCAGGUCUUCAACUUCGAGGGUAAGAUGCCCGACACGGUGGUGGGCCGGGUGUACGUGGAUGACCCGGACGACUGGGAUCUGCCCGACAAGACCUUCUCGUGGCUGGCUGGCCAGGAGUACCGCCACUUUGAGCUGGACAGAGACACGGGAAACAUCACCAUGCGCUACGGCACGCCCAACGGCAGCUACCCGCUCCAGUUCCAGGUGUACGACAAGAAGUUCCAGUCGACCGUGACGGCGGAUGUGACUGUGACGGUACGACUGCUGCCGCGGGAGGCCGUUACGCAGUCGGGAUCGCUGCGCUUCGCCGGCGUCUCUGCUGAGAGGUUCAUCACAGACCCGGACAAAAAUACGCCGUCCAUGUACCGGCGUCUGAUUGCCGAGCUGGCCCGCCUGUUCAGCACCGCCCCAGAGAACGUCGACCUGUUCGGGGUACAGGACAACGGGGCGGGUGGCGUGGACGUGCGGUACGCCGCCCACGGCUCGCCCUACUACCGCGCAGAGAGGAUGGACGGCAUCGUGUCGCAGAACAAAAAACAGCUCGAGGAGAUGCUGAAGGUGGAGAUCGACCAGGUCGGCAUCGACGACUGCCUCUUCGAGUCCACCUGCCGGGGCAGCUGCCAUUCACACCUCAAGAUCUUCGACAACGAGGUGUACCGCGUGCAGACCAACACCUCCAGUAUCAUCGGAGUCCGGACCCAACUGCAGUACACCUGUGGUCAGUGCGAGCCACCGAUGCCACGGGAGGUCUGCCUCAACGACGGCAGAUGGGACGAAACUCAAAACAAGUGUGAGUGUCCAGAGGGCUACCCCGGCCCCAACUGCGAGGGGCUCACCAUUCACUUUGAGGGAACCGGAUACGCCUGGUUCCCGCGGCUGACGGCCUGCAACGCCUCCCACCUGGGCUUUGACCUCACCACCAGCACCGACGAGGGUCUGAUCCUCUACAACGGACCGCUUCUGGAGCCCACCGGCAACGUGCACGAUUAUUUCGCCAUCGACCUUCACGAGGGUCGGCUGAGGGUGUUUCUCAAUUUCGGCGCCGCCACGGCCGUGGCCAGUCCCCAAACUGCUGUCAACGAUGGGAAGCGUCAUCACGUGGACAUCACAUGGGACACCCAGACUGUGACGGUCCUGGUGGACAGCUGUGUCGGAGUACCCGAGUGCCAGGCGGCGGCGGCCGUGCCCGGCAGCUCGCGGUUUCUGAACGUGGCGGCGCCGCUGCAGCUGGGGGGUUCGGCGGUGCCCCUGGACCGGGUGCAGUCGGCCGUCUCCUGGGAUCGACUGCCCGGCUGGGGCGGCUUCACCGGCUGUAUCCAGAACAUGACCUUCCUCGACCGGGUGUUCGACCUGAGCCACCCGUCCUACGGCAAGGACUACAGCAACUACUGUGUGGAGAACGUGAAGCCUCAGCCGGUGAUCGAGACGACGCCCAGUUUCCUCAUCGCCUUUCUCUGCUGCCUCGUCUGCCUGCUGCUCCUGGUGCUGGCCGUCAUCAUGUUCCGGCGACGCAACGUGCGAACGCUGUACAAGGAGCCGACGGACGAGAUGCGGGACACCAUCAUCAACUAUGACGACGAGGGCGGUGGCGAGAAGGACCAGACUGCCUACGACCUCAGUGUCCUGCAGGUCGCCAACGGGCCAAGCAAGAGCAAUGGUCAGGUGGGCAGGGCGCCUCCCGUCUCGGUACGAGAUUUUAUCGACGACAACCGACAGAAGAUUGACAGCGACGACAGCGUGUGGCCGCCGGACGAUGUGCGAAACUACGCGUACGAGGGCGGCGGCAGCUCGGCCGGCUCCCUGUCCUCUAUCAACUCAGGUACCGACGACAACGACCAAAACUACGACUACCUGAACGAGUUCGGUCCUCGGUUCCGGAAGCUGGCGGACAUGUACGGGGGAGGGGAGGAGGAGGAGGGAGAGGGGGAGCGGCCGCCGCGACCGCCGGCCGUGCGGCCCUCCUCGGUGGCCGGCGAGUCCUGGUGUUGACAGAGGCGCGGCGGGCCCGGCCCCUCAGAGACCGGGGCGCGGCCGGCGGCGUCUCCCGGCUGGGAGAGGGCUCGUGCGGAGCCGCAGGGAGCAGUGCUGCCACCUGUAAUAGUGUGUGCACCAGUGGCGAAGUCCUGUGGGGGAAGACGGGGACUGUCGUCAGCGUGUCGUCUGCCCCCGGAGGGAGCCGCAGGUCCGGUGGAAGUCUCUGAGAGAGUGGCUGUCCGGCGGAGCUGCCAGUGAGCGGGCCCUCCCCAGGACCCCCUCUGUGUCAGGUCAGCCCUCGGUGGGCGGCACCGUCCCGUGGAGGCCUAGUCAGCGGAGCGCAGUGGGUCCGCUCUGGAGACGGACGUGAAGAGAAACGCUCAGAUGGCGGACUGAGAUCGACAGCCAGCCGUCAAACCAAAGAUCGUGUGUGAGACACGGAUCUCCGAGCAGCGUCCGGUGGAGAGGGACGCGUCCUACUGGGGAAAUGUGCGGGGAGUGCUGGGUUUCCACGUGUGUUUAUGUGUAUGGGUGUGUGAAUGUUCGCUAAACGCUGAGUGUUCAUGUGUGUCGCUUUAUUGUCCAAAGUCAAGGAGUGUUUUAUGUUUGUGUGAUACAUGCGUAUAUGUGACGAAAACUGACGUUAUUUGUACGCAAGCAUAUCUCGUAUUGUGCGUAACAUGAACUCUGCGUUUUGUUUCCAUUUGUUCCUGACUGCUGCGGACCACGUCCCUGGCGACUGCCUAACAUUACUUAAGUAUCUUAUCUCGCUCAAUGCUGUGCGCCACCCGCCUGCACCCAUUGUCAUUCUCAUCAUCAUGACCGCACACCGCGUCACCAUAUCUGCCCGAUGUCACCCGUCGCCCGCCCUCUCCGCGUGCGGUCAGCACCCGUCAUCCAUGUAUUCUCCCUAGCGUUCGGUAGCACCAUGACCAGCCAGCACACCUGGUGCAGGUGGCGCUAGUGUGCCUGUGUGUAGGUGGCGCUGCCUCCGCGCCGGGCUGGUCUGGAUCUGAAGGCUGUGAGCACUGCUAACGCACCGAUGUAAUACAUAGCUUGGUGUUUGACAAUACAGUGGCUUAUUGUAUAA